AGGGAUUUAGGUACUUUGGGGACCGCGCCAAAAACGGCAUGUUUUUUAUCCGUGUCCUCCGUAUCACUUAUGUCUCGAGGUUCCAAGGUGUCGGCUAAUUUGCUUCCAAGCUCCGAACGGCUUCUUGGCAUGCCACCGGAUCCGCGACAGAAGCAUUUCAAUCCUCUCACGUCACAGCCCGCUGGAUGGCCCGCAGAUGGGAAGUUCUUCCCCCUGGGGCGAAACUCUGCCGUCAAGGCCGACUGGACGAAGGUUUGGGACUACAUUCUCAUUGCCAAGGAGUUCAUGAGCAAAGUUCACCGGAAGUGCGACCCUCAGGUCCCGAGGAUGGAGGCUGUGGAGGUCGUUGACGAUGUCUUGAACAAUAUGGAGACGUUCGUUUUGACGACUAUUUUCGUCCGUGGUUGGUCGCUCGGUUGGGCCAGGAAUCUGAUCGGAUUCAUCUUAAACAACGUCAGCACGGCCUCCUACGUCCGGCUCAUAGCGGUCCAGGGUGGGCCAGUUUGUGAGGAGGAGGUGGCUUUCACAAAGAUCUUGUUGCUCGAGCUCGGAUUUUCAAUUGUAUUUGAAGAUUCCGGCGGUCCAGAGGUUGAAGAGAGAUACACGCUCAGGUGCAAAUUAGACGGGGUUCAGGUCACGACACCUGCGAUACCGUUCGAAGUUCUCGUCAAACAGUACCACUCGGUGAAUCAGAUCUAUCAUAACUUGCAACAGGAUGUAUCACCUUACUGGAGUAACAGCCGCGUGCCGAAUUUGCAAAGACUUGCUGUUAUAUCUUGCGCAGAGAUGUGGUUCAUUGACGGCCACAGCAAGCGCCUGAACCCAGAGGAGGUCGACGAACACCAUCCCGAUGGCAUGACCGUGAACGACAAGCUGAAUUCGGAGAUCAUGCGGGCGCUGGAGGAUGCAAGGACCCGCGCUGCAAGCAAGGGUUUCAGGCCAAAUGAAGAUUGGAGAAAGUCUGAGGGAGCAAACAAAGUUUACCAACAGUAUUUCGAUUUAACUUUAAGAACUCUGGCAAGUAUGGGCAUUACACCGACAGGAUGAGGUGCAGAGGACAGCUUGAAGCCAGUGGCGGGUCUCCGGGUGGGCUGGCCUCCACCUGCGCUCCUGCUCCCGGCAGCCCAGCCCCGUGUGCGGCCCUGGCGGCCCCGUGCCCGUGCGUCGGCCGCCGCCGCCGCCCGCCCUGCGGCCGCGUCGCCCUGCAGUCGCACUGCGCUGCGCUGCGAGACUUGGCCUUCACAGCCUCACUGACGAACGAACAACACACACAACCAUACCCAUAAGGGCGGUCGUUGGGAGGAGGGCUCGCUGUGGGUAUGGGUGCGGGUUGUCGGACCCUGGGGAACGCUCCCGUUCGAGCGGGGACCCCCAUCCGACAACACGUACCCAUAGCCCUCUCCGACCCCCCUAUGGGUAUGGGUGUGUGUUGUUGGUUCGUCACUCAUGGCACCCAAGGUGCUCGAAUGCUUUCGGCACGCGCGCGCCACGCCGCGCAUGUCUGGACCCGGCCAGCUGUCUGGCAGGGGUUGUUGGACCCGUGUGACUGUCGGCAAACAAGUGCACGCGCAUGGUAUCGGUGGAACGGGGCUGACACGGGAGGCGAUAGCGGCACUCCUUGGAAUGGCU
This is a messenger RNA of Prorocentrum cordatum, 1629 nucleotides long. The record is from the annotation of a GenBank genome assembly. Lineage: Eukaryota; Dinophyceae; Prorocentrales; Prorocentraceae.